Thyridium curvatum is the source of this 1167-nucleotide messenger RNA. RefSeq lists its product as uncharacterized. Gene Ontology annotation, molecular function: protein kinase activity. The transcript has 5 exons. Bases 1 to 1167 code for a protein of 388 amino acids. Gene Ontology annotation, biological process: protein phosphorylation. NCBI's taxonomy places the organism in Eukaryota, Fungi, Ascomycota, Sordariomycetes, Thyridiales, Thyridiaceae. The record is from RefSeq and is a predicted model, not a curated record.
AUGUCUUCAGACGGCACCUCUGCAGCGGACCUGCGGCAUAGGCUCGACAAUGAGGCUCUAGGAAGAUACCUUGUCCAAACUGGUGAUAUCCCUGGUCUUGUGUUGCCGCUGGUAACCACAAAGGUUGGCUACGGACAAAGCAACCCCACCUACUUCGUUGAUGACGCGGCAUGCAAGAAAUAUAUCUUGAGAAAAAAGCCGGCGGGGAAGUCUAUCAGCCCUGUGGCCCAUCAGAUCGAUCGGGAGUUCAGAGUCCUCAAAGCGCUUGGAUCUGUACCCGGCUUUCCAGUGCCCAGGGCGUAUACUCUAUGCUCAGAUACAUCGAUCAUUGGCACUGAGUUCUACGUCAUGGAAUUCGUCAAAGGGAGAAUCAUCACCGACGUAAACAUGUCAGAGCUUUCGACGACUGAUAGACGAAAAGCCUGGUUUUCUGCCGUUGAAACCCUUGCAUGGCUUCACUCUCUUGACCCAGAGGCAAUCGGUCUUGCAGGAUACGGUAAGAAGCAAGGCUUCUACUCUCGGCAUUGCAGCACCUGGAGCCGCAUCGAGGCUCAGCAAGCUGCAAUCAAAGACCCGAACACUGGCAAAGUGCUCGGCCGUGCUCAUGAGAGUUACGACGAAGUGAUGGACUAUGUACGAGCCAACUUGCCUGGCGAGAGAUCGGCAAUAGUGCAUGGUGACUUCAAAUUCGAUAAUUUGAUCCUCCAUCCCACCGAACCAAGAGUAAUUGCGAUUCUCGACUGGGAACUAUCAACGAUAGGACAUCCUCUUAUGGAUGUUAUUUUCUUUUGCAGCCCGUUUCUCGACGACUAUGUCCAAGCUGGUAAGACCGCCCUGGCGGUAUCUGCACAGGAAUUUCCAUACAAGGCAGGAAAUCGAAAAGCCAGCGGAAUGCCCGAGCCGGGCGAGCUACUGGAUCGCUAUGCCGAGAUAGUGGGAUACGAUCUUCGCAAGGAUCGAGGGGGCAAGGAUUGGGAAGUCGGUGCCAUUUUCCACUAUAUCCGAAGCGGCACUAUUAGCCAUGGCAUUCAAGCCCGGACAAUGAGCGGUCAAGCAAGUAGUGAGUUUGCUCACCUCUUUUUUGAAAAGACCAAGGCAUACCUGGAUGCGGCUGUUCAACGAGUCAAAAGACUGAAAGAGGAAAGCAAGAGCGGGUCUAAGUUGUAA